CCGUUCUUACACUGAGUCUGUGCUGGGGACCACGUUCUCUCUGCUCCAGAAGUGACUGUUCUGCAGUAAAUAUGGAUCAGCGAGAAGAAGCCAGAUGCCGAAAGAUCCUCACCCACCACAGAGAGCUGCUGGUGUCGAGCCUGAGGAGCAUCCAGUGCAUCCUGGACAACCUGCUGGCUUGUGGCUUCCUCUGUGAAGAAGAUGUUGAGAUCGUGCAACAAACUGUGACCAAAACAGAUCAGGUGCGCACAAUCUUGGAGCUAGUCCAGUGCAAAGGGGAGGAGGCCUGCGAAUACUUUCUUUUCAUCAUAUACAAAGUGUGUGAUGCAUACAUAGACCUGCAGCCAUGGCUGAAAGAGAUCAACUUCAACCCGAGCAGUGACAUAAUACUGAUGACAGUGGUGAACACAGAUCCCAUCAGCAGGUAUAGCGCAAAGUUGAGGCAUGAAAUGAGCCGGGACACCUGCUUCAUCAUGUCAUACGGCCAGCAAGAGGAGACCCGUCUGGAGGAACUCUACACCGACUCUUUGAUGGAACUGCUGAAUGAAUGCAAUGAAAGUCUGGGCUUCGUGGAGAGUCUGGACCAGCUCCUCGGAGACCACGCCGUCUUCAAUCCGCAAGGUGAAAUCAUCUAUGUGAUGGGGGACGCUGGAGUGGGAAAAUCCAUCCUCCUUCAGAAGCUCCAGAACCUCUGGUCCAAGAAAGAGCUGCAGACAGAUGCCAUCUUCUUCUUUAAGUUCCGCUGUAGGAUGUUCAGCAUUUUUAAAGAAACAGAACAGAUCUCCCUCAGAGAACUUUUGUUCAAAUACAACUGUCAUCCAGAUCUGGAUCCAGAUAAUGAGGUGUUUGAAUACAUCCUGCGCUUCCCUGAAAAAGUUCUUUUCACAUUUGAUGGCUACGAUGAGAUUCAGGAUAAUCUGGACCUGACGAAUGUCCCUGAAGUGGUGUCGCCAGAGGACAAGGCACAUCCCCUCCAGCUUCUGAUCAGCUUGCUCUCCGGGAAACUGCUUAAGAACUCCCAGAAGAUGCUGACUGCUCGGAAAGGGAUUGAGCUCCAGAGCAGGGUGAUCAGAAAAAAGGUGAUUCUACGGGGGUUCUCUCCAACUCAUCUGAAGUCCUACAUUAAUUUGAACUUUAAGGAGCAGGAACACAGAAAUAAGGUGUCAGUUCAGCUGGAUGCUAGCCCCCACCUCUGUGGCCUGUGCUCCACUCCGCUAUUCUGCUGGAUUCUAUUCAAGAGCUUUAGCUACCUGCACACAGUGCAUGAUCUUUUUCAUCUGCCUGACUCCUGCAUCACGCUCACCGACAUCUUUCUUCUGCUGUCUGAGGUGUUCUUCAGCCGCUUAACUUCAUCCGCUCCAUCUCUGCUGAAGAAAAGCAGCUGGUGUGCCUCAGAGACAUUCAAAGCAGGGCUUACAUCCCUUGCUGCAUUUGCCAAGCUGGCACUUCAGGGUAUGGAGAGAGGAAGCUUCAUUUGUAACCAAGAGGAGAUUGCUGCGUGCGGUCUCAGAGAGGAGGACCUGCCCCUGGGCUUCCUCCGACCUGUCAGUGACUGUGAAGCCAACGGAAGCCCUGCUAACUUUGAAUUCCUCCACAUCACCCUCCAGUCUUUUUUGGCGGCAUUUGCGCUUGUGUUGGACGAGCAGGCUGCUGCAGACUCCAUUCUCAAGUUCUUCACAGAGUGCAGCAGGAAGAGGGAACCAUCCUGUCUGCUGUUCAAAUUAUGUAUCACUGGCUCCUCGAAACAGAGCCAAGAGAAACCAUUUGAAACCAAUGAUCACCUUCAGUUCACAAAUCUCUUCUUGUGUGGACUGCUCUCUAAGGCUCACACUGGCCUGAUGGAGCAUCUGGUAUCUCCUAGGCUACUCAAGAAAAAAAGGGCCGUGCUUAAAUCUUACCUUUCCACUGGCGUUAAGUUCCACCUCCGGGGUUUACCCCACUACAAAGUCGAUGAAGGCAAGAAAAUCCACGUUAUGCCCAACUUUCUGUGGAUGCUGAGGUGCAUCUUUGAGACGGGGAACAAACACAUCGCUCAGAUGACAGCGAAAGGCAUCACAGCGAGUUUGAUCAAGCUGGGUUACUGCAACAUCUACUCGGGUGACUGCGCCGCCCUCAACUUCGUCCUGCAACACCGUCAGAGGCUCCUGGGCGUUGACAUGGAUAACAACAACAUCAGUGACUAUGGGGUGAAGCAGCUGAGGCCUUCGUUUUGUAAGAUGACAGUUGUGAGAUUAUGCGUCAAUCAACUGUCAGACAGCAGCAUUGAGGUUCUUGCAGAGGAGCUGUGCAAGCACAAGGUUGUGGAGGUCUUGGGACUUUACAAUAAUCACAUCACAGAUGUUGGAGCCAAGCUGGUUGCUCAGAUAAUUGAGGAAUGUCCAAAGUUGCGUGUUGUUAAGAUCGGUAAAAACAAGAUCACUAGUGUUGGUGGGAGAUAUCUGGCCAGUGCAAUUCAGAAGAGCUCCUCAAUAUUUGAUGUUGGGAUGUGGGGGAAUAGCAUCGGAGAUGAAGGGGCAGAGGCAUUCGCAGAAGCUUUGAGGAACCACCCAAAGCUUACCAACCUCAGUCUCUCAGCUAAUGGCAUCACAUCAAAAGGUGGAAAGCUUCUGUCGGAGGCUCUAAAAGAGAACAGCACCCUCAGGAUAUUCUGGUUGGUGCAGAACGAGUUGACUGACGAUGCAGCUCCACACUUUGCCGAGUUGGUUAAAGUGAACACAGGUUUAACACACCUCUGGUUAAUCAACAACCAGUUCAGUGUGCAUGGGAUCAAACACCUUGCUGAGGCCCUCACUCACAACUCGGCGCUCAAAGAGAUAUGUGUUAAAGGAAACCAGCUCUCUGAAGAGGAAGAGAAAGAGUUUAUGGCAGAGAAGAGGCUGCUCUUCCACUGAGCAGCCAAUCAUGUGACACGUGCACAUGUUGAGUAAUCUAUGUAUGGGAGUGAAGAUGUUGCGUUUCCGCUGUGUGCAUGCACAGUAUUAGUAUUAGUAAACUGAUCAGGUAUGGUGUUAUACUUAAUGCUUUCACCUGGCUAUGGGCACAAUGUUACAUUAUUUACUUAAAGGUACAGUGUGUAGAAUUUAGUGACAUGUUGUAGCUGAACACCCCUCACCUCACCCUUGUCUUCCAAACGUGAAAAAGAAACUGUGGAAGCUUCAUUUGUCAUAAAAACUCAAAAGGUGUUUAGUUUGUCCAGUCUGGAGUCACUAAUGUAAAAAACAUGGCGGCCUCCGUAGAGAGGGUCCUCUCGAUGUAAAUAUAAAGUAUUUCAAUAUAAAGGGCCUGUAAUAGGGUCAGGAAAAUUACAAUUCAUACAAUUUUGAUGUAAAACAUGAGGGUUAUUUUAUAUUCAAUUUGCGCCAAUAGAUCCCUUUCACCUAAAUAUUAAAUGGAAAUUUCAUACCAUUGUUGUUGAUGAAUCCUAAAGGAAACUUUGCAGAUCAAAUAGAGGAUGUUGAAAAAAGGGAAGUGGCAUUUCUGGUUAAGAGGAAGAAACCAAACGGAUUACUUCUUUCUUCAUGAGCUGAUUUAAGAAUAUGUGUGAAUAUUUGCUAUAAACAGAAACGAUCAUUAUUUAUCUGACUGUUACACAAUGUGAU
Messenger RNA from Paralichthys olivaceus (Japanese flounder), 3599 nucleotides. It is a transcript of the gene nod1, whose product is annotated as nucleotide-binding oligomerization domain containing 1. NCBI's taxonomy places the organism in Eukaryota, Metazoa, Chordata, Actinopteri, Pleuronectiformes, Paralichthyidae. Gene Ontology annotation, molecular function: protein binding. The record is from RefSeq and is a predicted model, not a curated record. Gene Ontology annotation, biological process: intracellular signal transduction; regulation of apoptotic process.